AUGUUCGUCCCCAUUGUCGUUGGCAGCGCCAAGACCACAGCCUCGAUUGGGACUGGGAAUGUCGACUUCUGGCCAAUGUAUGGCGGAGUUGGUAACAAGAAGAAUGGCGCACGACGCAGCCAUGGUGAUGGCAUUGCCUUGCUUGCGUUCCUGGCUAUUCCCAAAAGUACAUUAUUCUUUCAUCUAGUUGAUGAAUGCAAUGAAUUCUGCAAAUUCCGGUAUCAGCUAUUCCAUUCGUCUAUCCGCCGAGUCUUUGACUCUGUACGGCCCUACAUGACGACCCCGCGUGUUACUCAUUGCGCUGACCAAUAUUUUCGUCGGGCCAUCUAUGGCUUUGGCCCGGAUAUUGCAGAUUAUCCGGAGCAGGCGCUUCUUACAGGUAUUGUCCAGGGCUAUUGUCCCAUUUGUCUCUCUCCAGCAGACGACCUGGACCGUGACAUUGUUGUCAGCUAA
Molecule: messenger RNA, 453 nt
Organism: Mycena indigotica
Lineage: Eukaryota; Fungi; Basidiomycota; Agaricomycetes; Agaricales; Mycenaceae
Exons: 3
Coding region: 1-453 (150 amino acids)
Source: RefSeq, a predicted model, not a curated record